Molecule: messenger RNA, 3504 nt
Organism: Trichoderma reesei QM6a
Lineage: Eukaryota; Fungi; Ascomycota; Sordariomycetes; Hypocreales; Hypocreaceae
Exons: 6
Coding region: 1-3504 (1167 amino acids)
Biological process (GO): monoatomic ion transport; transmembrane transport
Cellular component (GO): membrane
Molecular function (GO): monoatomic ion channel activity
Source: RefSeq, a predicted model, not a curated record
AUGUCGUCCAUAGCGCUGCGGCGCCCUCGUCCAGCUCCCCGUCGCGCCUCUACUCGACACGAGAGCGUCUCGCCGUCUACCGUGACGCCACUUCGGACAUUUGCCGUCCAUCGCACUCACGCCACGGCGGACUUUACCGAAGCAGAUGACGACGAGGACGAGGACGAAGACGAAGGCUACGACAACGACAAUGCCGCGGGACGAGAUCAGGGGGGCCGAGGAGACGAUGGAGAGGAGGACCGUCCGCCUCGCAGACGCAAUACUUUGCCCGUCCUCCCACUCUUUUCCUCCACGCAUCUCGACACGCUCCCGGUCUACAGCUUGACCCACGCAAUUCGAAUCAUCGUGAGUGCUCGCACUGAGACGACGCUUACUUGGGAUCAGCUACGGUCUCCCCAAGUCUCUCAAUUCCUUAUCAAGCCGAUGCAGCAGCAGAUCCGAAACCAACACUUCUCGCGAGCCACCCUCUACGCCCUCAUGGCAAACUGCCUCCAGUUCACCAAGGAGGCCCAGAUGUAUGCCGCCAAUGCUGGCACCAGCAACACGAGGGCCAAGGUCUGUGAGUUGCUGGCCUUGAAGCUGCUCAAGGAAUACUCGACUCGCGAGUUGAUUGAUGCGCUGGCCUACGACUUCUACCCGUUGCAGGGCUUGCCGGGCUCGCAGGCGCCUCCCAGGACGGCUGGCAGCGCGAGCAGCAAAAACAAAAACACUCUCCUUGUAGCAUCGCGGACGUCGACCCUGGAGGUUGCAAUCAGAGCCUCAGCCAAGCACUUCCUCGCCCAUCCGGUCGUUGUCCAGCAACUGGAGGCCAUCUGGAAUGGCGCCAUUUCCUUUUAUUCCUCCGCCGAUAGCUUGCACCGGGAGUCGCCAUCGAGCCACUUCUCGCGCUACAACAGCCAGCCCAAAGUUGAUGAUAGGACGCCUCUUCUGGGCUCCUUGCCUCCCAAGCAGGGGCACUUCGCCGUCCCCCCGGGCAGAAGAACCGUGAUGUUGUACGACCCAAGGCAGGCAUCUCUGCUCAAGCUGUCUCGCCUCAGGGUCCCGCGAUAUAGAUCCUUCUUGUCUACGCUGUCACUUGCCGUCCUCAUUGGACUCUUUCUGGCCGUCCUAUCCAAACGAUCCGCGCAAAUCACCGGUCUAGAACUUGUCUUUUGGUUCUGGAGUGCGGGCUUCAUGCUGGACGAGUUGGUUGGCUUCAAUGAACAAGGGUUUGCCCUGUACAUCAUGAGCUUCUGGAACAUCUUUGACCUGGGUAUCCUGGUGCUGCUCAUUGCCUAUUACUGUAUGCGUGUCUACGGUGUCUUCCUCGCCGACCCCUACCAUUGGAAUGCCAUGGCCUACGAUGUACUGGCCGCAAAUGCCAUCCUGCUGCUGCCUCGCAUCUUCAGCAUUCUGGACCAUUACCAGUACUUCUCUCAGCUGCUCAUCGCGUUUCGGCUCAUGGCCGCGGACUUGGCGGCCGUCUGCGUCUUGAUCCUCAUUGUGUGCAGCGGCUUUUACGUCUUCUUUACCUCUUCUACUGCCUCUAGUGAUGGUGGCGAGGUUGCCUACAAGAUAUUCCAGAUCCUCAUGGGUUUCACGCCCGCCGCUUGGGAUGUAUGGCCAUCGUACAACUGGCUUGCGCGAGCGUUGCUGUGCUUGUUCCUCAUCAUUUGCCACUUCUUGAUUGUGACAAUCCUCAUUACCGUCCUGACUAACUCCUUCAUGGCAAUUGCCUCCAAUGCCACUGAAGAGCACCAAUUUCUAUUCGCCAUCAACACCAUUUCCAUGGUGAAAAACGAUGCUCUCUUCUCCUACAUUGCGCCUACCAACAUCUUUGCAUGGCUACUCAUGCCUCUGCGUUACUGCAUGCCACUUCGCCACUUCGUCUUGCUCAAUCGAAUCAUUAUCAAGGUGACGCAUUGCCCCAUACUGUUCUGCAUAUACCUGUACGAACGUUUCUGGCUCGCGCCGUCCAUGUUUGAGCCCACGGAUCUGGUUGAGAACCCAGGACGGAACCGCGCCAUUUCCUUUGGGGACAUGGCCAACAGGACCAACAUCUUCAGCCCUAGCAUGCGCGUACGUGAAGAGUCGGUGGCAGGGUAUCAGAAAGACAGGGCUCUCGACGAGCUAUUCAUGCGCAUGCCCGAAGCCACGAAGACGCAGAGGAGACAUGAGAGACGCAAGACGCAAACGGCGAUUCGCAAUUGGAUGGACCGCAAUGACCAGGAAGGUGUCGGCAGCAACUGGCCACCGUCGGACAACAGAGCCGUGCCUGACUGGCAGAGGAGGAUGAGCAUGGGCUGGGACCUGCGCUCCAACUCUAGGCAGAUGUCCGAUCUCAGGUCCAUCGUCAGUGACCCGGCAGACCUCGCGUCCAAUGCCGGGGGGACCUCAUACAGGGCGUUCCCCAUGGUAGACCCUCGCUUCAUGGAUCCUCGUUUUGCUCACCUGAUGCCCGAGUACAAAGACCACACCGACGCUGAUGGAGAUGACGAGCUGGUCACAAACGACGAAGACGAAGACGACCUCGGCACCAGCGCCGGGCCUCAUGGUCCGGUGGGUGGCAAUGCCGCCCCGAGCGAAACGGAUGACUACUUCACAACGACUCCUACAGGCGCACGAUCAGCCGUCAUAGCCUCCUCCCACAGCUCGACCGACAAGGGCAAUAACGCUGGCAAGCUCCGGCGACGCGAACUGCACAACCGCACGCUGUCCACAAACACCAUCCUCUACAACCCAGGGGAAAUGGAGCCGCCCUCUGAGAGUUCCCAAUCAGCCUCGCCUCCCAAAGCGGCCGCGCCUGCAGGCGAGUCAUUCACACCUACUGGCAUGCGCAGCCCGCCUCGUCGUGCCCUUCUCUCUCCGCCGAGCCUUGAUACUCGCGCGACAAUGCCUGCCCAUGGACUGGUAGGCAUGAGCAACCUGAAUAGGGCGGCCAUGGCGGGGCACGGUUCGGGAGGACGAGACCGCUCAUUUCGGAGGCUCUCCUCUGCCGACCUCAGCAUUCUAUCUGACAACACGAAUCUACCCUUUGCUGGAGACAUUAACGCUGGUCUGCCUGGUAGUUUCCAAACGCAGAUGGCUAUGGCUAUGAUGAAGGACAACCGACUACGGAACUCGGGCGGAUCUGACGCGGCGGAUCGUGAUAGGAUGGGACGGCUUGUUCUCGCUCGCAUGAAGACUCUGGAAGAAAGUUUUGCAGAUGUCGUCAAGGAGAUGCGAGACUUGAAGAGCAGCUCCACUGCACCGACGACAAGACGAAACUCGUCGGGUGAAGACCUAAGGAUGGGAACUUCCCUGGAGAUGGGCAGGUCAGACCGACCAAAGAGCCGCAAAGGGACAGCAACGCCAAAGAAGGCGUCGAGCAAAAGGCCCGCCAGCCGAUGGAGCACGAAGGAAAGCAGGUUGGGGCUGACGAUGACGGGGGAUGUCAAGGGCAAAGGCAAAUACGUUGCUUCGUCGACAGAGGAAGAAGGCGAAGCGGCAGGUGAUGCUCUCCAGGAGAAGACAAGCUCCUUGUGA